Zeugodacus cucurbitae (melon fly) is the source of this 5220-nucleotide messenger RNA. RefSeq lists its product as uncharacterized. The transcript has 6 exons. NCBI's taxonomy places the organism in Eukaryota, Metazoa, Arthropoda, Insecta, Diptera, Tephritidae. The coding region runs from base 2871 to 4580 and encodes 569 amino acids. The record is from RefSeq and is a predicted model, not a curated record. Gene Ontology annotation, cellular component: membrane.
AACAAAUAUAUUUGAAUCGAAUAUAUUUAUACUUUAAAAUUUAAAUACAAAUCCGUAACAAUAAAAAGUGAAAACAACUAAACUAAAUAAAUAAUGUUUAUAUAGUGCUGAAAAUGUCUUGAUUGGUUGAUUUGGAUGUUGCAAUAAACAUUUGUCACUAAAGUUAAAAAUAUUCUGCUGAGGUAUCAAUAUUGGCAAAACAGGAACCGCAUCCGUUCAAAUUUCUUUUGUUAUGAAAGUAAAUCUUUAGUUAAAUUAUUUUCGGACUAAGUUCUUAAAUUUUUCAAAAUUACAUAAUUCCGCUCUUAUGACCCCGGCCAAUUGCGUAGGCAACAAUACAAAAUAAUUGUUCAAAUUGUAAUAUAUUUGCGCUUUUGUCAAAGUUAAAAAUAUCCACUUGAAGAAGAAUAUCCACUUAUUACAAUAUAUUACGAGUUCAAGGCUACCUUAAAAGAAAACACAACAGCAGGGCAACCGACAUAAGGACGCACAACUAUCAGCAUAUUGGCAUUACCAUAUAACACAAGUUAUUCAGCCACUGGAACAAAUGGAUAAGAAGCGAACGUGACCGAUUGAAUGCCAGCACCGCGCCAAUUGAGAAACUAAAGUCACAAACCGAUCUACUGCACACAAACAAAUAUAAUAAUAUAUGCAAGUAUGUGACUAUGAUAUUAUGUGUAUGACAGGCACUUGGCUUUGGCUAAAACAGCUUGAAUGAUUUUUUAUGGCUUUACUUGCUAUGCGCUGAUAAGGGCACCACUACCUCAACAAACAUGAACUUCGGUGGGAACAUAUAUUAGCAUAUUCAUAUGCACGAGUAAAUUGUAUGUAACUGGCAAUGUUGUUUUUGUAUGUAUGUGCUUACAUAGUAUACGAAAAGCUUCGCUAUGCGCAAAACCCACACGUCACUGGGCCACAAACACGAAAUUCAGUAUUCGUGCUUGAAGAAAAUCUGCAAAUGUUUGUUUAUUUCUUUGUUAACGCCGAAAAAGUUCAAUGGAGCGACCGAAAUGGGACGCGCAUGAGCGUCGAGUCCUUCAAAAAAUUUUCAUUGAUGAAAAAUUUUGUCCUAUCCCACAUGGAAAUAGGUUUAGCACGGUACGGCUGCACACCCGCGCUAUGUACCUGCUCUGCUGCAGCGGCAAACAUUCGAAGCACAAUAACAAAGCUGCUAGCAUUGCUGAGCGAGAAACUUGUUGGCCACUAUGUACAAUAUAACAAGUGUCAGAGAGCCAUCCAUACAUAGAGAAAGAGCGCAAGACCAGACCUGUGCGCUUUCUAUUGAUGCUGCCGCAAAUUGGGGUGUUGCUUUCUACUUUUGUCAGCUCCAUAGCAUACUACUAACACAGCGCCAAUGCCAUCGCCACCUGUUCGUAUUUCAAUGAACUGCAGUUGAAGGUGAAUUGUGCGGCUUGCGGUGUUGGGGGUGUGUACAUACAGUGAAAAUUUAAUGCAAAGUCGAUUCGGUGGCGCAGUGGCGCAGUUGUUAGUGACUGAAAAUUUGAUUUGCCUGUAUACUCGUACAUGAGUGUAUGUGCUAGUAGAGCUUUCGCUGUGAACUAGUGUUUGUGUGUGUGUACGGACGGUUAAUCAUACGCCUGCGUGUACUCAAUAGCGACAAAGUGCAGUGUGCAUAGUGUGUGAUAAGAGCUAUGAAAGUAGUUUUUAGUACAAAUUAAAAAUUUAUUGCAGAAUUAAUGAGUAAUAUUUCAAAACACUGUACCACCACUCAACCAAUACAUUUGCAUGACUGCAGUACACCACCAGCGAGCCAGCCAGCUAACCAACCGGCUACUGUAUCCUUUGUCUCCGAAAGCUUCGUUGUUUUUUCUCCGUAACUUAGCUACUUAGUAUCCAUUGCUGUCAGUGGCAGGAGCCGGAGCAGGAGCAGCAAAACAGCGGCAGCUUGGCGCUCUACACAUACCCAUCGCACACGCGUUCUCUCCACACCACUGCGCUGCGCUGCGGAGGCGUUGAAACAUUGAAGCAUAUGCGACGACGACACCAUUAACAUUUUGCGUCACAGCUCGCAAGCUACAAGUUUCAAACCGAAAUGCCCAACGACGACGACGACGAACGAAGCCGUUUUUGUGAAAAAACCGAACGUGGCACAUAGCGUUCAAGCUCCAACCGUGGGACGUUGGCGAACGCCAAUUCAGUACAACGGGACACUUCGUUGCUACCAAAACGAACGAAAAACGAAACGGAAAAUAAACCUUAAAAUUCAAUUAAAUGAAAGAAACUCUAAAGGCUACAGAGCAAAACGCCUACACACAUAUGAAAUAGAGAAAAGCAGCAACUAAAGUUGAAAAAUCAACGAUUUGCAAGUGAAAAAUUGCACAAGCCCCAGAGUUAAUUAAGUGUAGAGUGCAAUCGGGUGACAGCUGGUGCGACGAAAGUGCGAAAAAGCGAAAAAUCUGUUAGAGUUACAGUUACAUACGAAAAAAAUUGCCAACUGCCUACGCGCGUACGAAAAUCGAUAGAGACAAACGUACGACGAGUGUGCAGCGGGCGCGCGGUACAACAACAACAGUAGCAAAAACAACAACAAUAAAAGCAGUAAAAGCUAUUGUGUGUGCACUGCAUUGCAAAGGGCAAACGCCAAACGGACACCACGCGCCGUCACCUCAACACACACACGCACCGGUAGCUGUGCGUUGCCACGCAAAGCGCACCAUAUGGCAGCAGUGAAAAGCGUAGAAAACACAAUUUGAUUGCAAUUUGCCAGCGGAUUUGCAUUGCAUUACAUUGAACCCACACACCGAGCUCGGCCGUAUAGUUAAAUUGCACGCGCUUGCAGUGCAGUGAAAGGAACGUGCGUGCUGUACCCCCUCAACACCCGCCAGCGUCGCGUACUGUGUACAUAUAAUAUGGCUAAAUGCGGUGCAAUCGCUUUGGCGCUGCUCGCUGCAGUGCUGCUGAACAUUUUGGGUCACUGCGAGAUGUCCGUUUACCCAGGGCUUCGACGCAAACCGUUACGCCAAUUUCUGCAACAACCGUUUGAUGUGUCAUCCGAUUAUUUGGCCCAACUUAUGGAGGAGAAUGCGCGGCGGCGCCUACAACAAACAUUCGAGCAACAAUUGGAGCGCAUCCACAUGCAAAUGAAUCGGCAGCGACAACGCGACGAACGGCGUGAACGUUUGAAUCAACGCCUACAGAUGCUUGCCGCCGAGAAUGCGGAGGAGAGCAGCAAUGAGGAGAGCGGUGAGGUGGAGAUGGAAUCGACGGAAGUCGAUGACAAUACCUACGAUGUCAAUCAAAAUCAAGAGAAUGUGUAUAGAGGCAACAUCAACAACGGAAAUCGAAAUCAAUACGUGGACCCGAACGGUUUCUUUAGCUACAAAUAUGAUACGCCCAUGGAGAUGAAUUUCCGUGAACGCAUACCCUUCGCAGUGGGUCCAGACGAUCCACGCUUCUUCGAACCGAGUAGCGGUGAAACUGAAACGACACGCAACAGUGAUGAGUUGGACUCGCAAGCCCUGGACGAUUACCAGGAGUUUGUGCCUGCCGAGUCACAAAAUAUUGGUGCCAAAGCAGCGGCCAUUGCUGCGGCGAACCCGGCUCCCACCGGCGCAACUAAUGCGGAUGUCUCGACAGGCACACCCACUGACGUCAAAGCACCAGUGCUUGCGCCAGCACCUGUUGAAAGCACAAAAUUGAGCGAUGGCAGCACCACCACCUUCCAUCGCAUCAAGCCGCAAAACGCUGCGGCGGCAGCUGCGGUCGCGGGCGCCGGUGUCGUGGCGGCCAUGAAGCUGCCAGCCACACAGGAUGGCAGCGAUGACAGCAAUGCACGACAUCACAUCAAUGCGCUCAUUGACAAGCUACAGAAGGAGGGCAAGACGGCGUCCAUCGCCAACAAACACGAUGUGGCUGCGGCGUUAGGCGGUAACAGUAUCGACGGUGGCGACAAUUUGGUGGUGCGUCAACAUCUGGGCGUUGACGGCGAGAUGGGCAUGUAUUUGGUGGCAUUGAUUGCCGGUGUAAGCGCCGCUGUAACUGUGGGUCUGAUAGCGCUCGGCAUUGCCUGGUACACUUUGCGUCGCAAAUCGAAGGCCGCAGCGGAUGUUGAGUAUCCGGCGUAUGGUGUGACCGGUCCAAACAAGGACAUCUCACCGUCGGGCGAUCGCAAAUUGGCACAAAGCGCACAAAUGUACCAUUAUCAGCACCAGAAGCAGCAAAUUAUCGCAAUGGAGAAUCGUCAGGCGGCGGAGGGUAGUUGCGGCAUGUCCGAUGUGGAGAGCGAUGAUGAGGAGAAUGAAGAAGGCGAUUACACUGUCUACGAAUGUCCCGGACUCGCACCGCCAAUGGGUGAAAUGGAGGUGAAGAACCCACUCUUCUUAGAUGAAACACCCGUUACACCAUCGACCAACAUCACCACUACGACCGCGACCACUACUUCCUCACCAAUUAUCACCAACAAUCUGACUCAUGCUACACUACAACAACCACCCACACAACAACUCGGCAAGAAGCCCACUUACAAGGUGGUUGUUGGCGCUGCACCCGCCCCCAAAGCUACCUCAGCAGAAUCUAUGUCUUCCGAGGAGAAUGGCAAGCGGAAGAAGAGCAAGAAGUAAAGCAACUAAGUGCAGACGGAACGGUACUCGGCGCAGUAGCGGUGCUUAGCAUUUGUCAUGUCAAACAGAAAAGUGUUUCACGCAGUUGAAUUUGCGGGUGAUUUGCUUAAGCGAACAAGGUGCACGGCAAAGCAGACCGCAGACGGAAGCGGGGAAACAGGGAAAGUGUGUGGUAACAUCAGUGGUAAGCUGUGAGAAAAUAAGAAAUGUUCGCGCUAAGUAUUACUUUCAAUUAAUUUGUUGGUUUUUGCACACUUCAUGAAACGUUCAAAUGGACCCCAAUAUCUUUCACAAGGCCAAUUAACACAAUAAAAUACAAACAGGUUAUUCAAAAUACUAUAUGUGCAACAUAAUAGAUGUUUGAGUUGCAAAAGGUGACUGGACUUCGUUGACGAACUGUCCACUUGCUGUUGUUGUAAUAUUGUAAAUACACUUUAUAGAAAAGCGUGGUGCAAAUGAAGCGAAGUUUUGGUGUUAUUUGCAGUUCAAUAAAUAUUUAAAAAUAACUAAAAUUAAAUAAAAAAAAUUAUAAAAAAUCUGGUAAAAAAACUUCUUAUAUAUUUAACAUUUUUUAUUAUUUCUUUGAAUUAUUAUUUUCAUAUUUAAAAUGAUUUCUUUUAAUUCAAAUAUUUUGCAUUAA